CGCUCGAGCUGCUGAAACUCAGACGUUUGUUUUGCUGCGUUUAAGACGUGUUUUAUUCGGGAUGGACACCGAGUACCUAAAACAGAGACUGGGGAAAUGUUUGGUGGAGGGACUGGCAGAAGUUGUGGAGCAGAGACCUAUGGACCCCAUUGAGUUUCUCGCUCACUACAUCUACAAAUACAAAGAAAACUUGGAGUACGCCAAAAAGAAAGCUGCACAUGAGAAGCUGGUGGAGGAGGAGGUGCAAAAAGCCAGAGAGGAGGCAGAGUAUCAGAAACGGCUGAAGGAGGAGGAGGCGCAAAUACAAGCCGCCCAGGAGCCAAAAGACGAAACUGAAGCAGAUGCUAAACAACCCACUGCCCAGCCUGAGGCAGAAGAGCCAGAAAUGCAGGCAGGAAACCCAGAAAUGCAGGCUGAAGACCCAGAAAUGCAGGCAGAAGACCCAGAAAUGCAGGCUGAAGACCCAGAAAUGCAGGCAGAAGACCCAGAAAUGCAGGCUGAAGACCCAGAAAUGCAGGCUGAAGACCCAGAAAUGCAGGCAGAAGACCCAGAAAUGCAGGCUGAAGCUAAGAGAAUAGUGGAGGCUCCACCAGACGGGGAGGAUUUAGAUGGCACCAAAGCUGCAGAUGUAGAAGGUACCGUCUCAGAGAGCACAGAUGAUCCAAUGAGACGGGUUCCUGAAGAAUCUGCGAGUGAGACACACCCAGAGGAGGAUUCAGGAGGAUCCAAACCUCCAGACGUAAAUAGUACGGUCUCUGUAGACAACUCUGAGGUAAAUCCUGAAGAAUCAGUCGGCGAGACACAACCGAGCCAAACCCAAGCAGAAGAAGAGGAGGAGAAUAAAGAAGCCUGAAGAGGAGUCAAUUCCUUUGCUUUAUAUAUCUGCUUUAUGUUACAGUAUAAUGUGCAGGUUGUCCUCAGUGUGUUUAUACCUACACGAGCAUGGUAAAAU
Molecule: messenger RNA, 952 nt
Organism: Tachysurus vachellii
Lineage: Eukaryota; Metazoa; Chordata; Actinopteri; Siluriformes; Bagridae
Gene: dydc2
Product: DPY30 domain containing 2
Exons: 7
Coding region: 62-853 (263 amino acids)
Source: RefSeq, a predicted model, not a curated record